AUUCUGAAAAAGGGUGAUAGGUGCAGAGGAGUUUCCGUUGAGUUAUCCAUUCUCAUCCCCUCUCCGAGAUUUCUCUUUCUAGAUUUUCUCUAUUCACUCGCACAAAUUAGGGUUUUUGCGAAUCUUUAUUUCUUGAAUUUGAAUCCAUCAGUUCAGCCAUGGUUUCUGAUUCAAUCCCCACCGCUCCGAUUCCUUCAGCCGCGAACACAAAAAAUUUGGGCAAGAAGAAGAGGACCAACAGGUCGGCUAAAUUGAAGCAGUGCAAGAUAGAUGCUCGGCGAGAGCAAUGGCUCUCUCAAGGUGUGGUCAAGAGUAAAGGACGCAAGGACGUGGGGGACAAUAAUCACGCGCCACCAAUGCCUGCUGGAGAGGAUAGCAAACGUUCACUGGAGGAAUUGGAAAUGAGGCCUAGAGGCGAAGAUAAUGACGGAUCUGUCCAUCAAGACAGCGAUAUCGAAUCGCCAUCCAAUAGUCCCACCAGUGUUAAUAGCAGCGGGUUGGGUAGUAAUAAUUCCGGAACACAUUUCACUGGCAGCAGCAGCAGCAGUGCCGGAUGCUGCUCUGGGAACAUUACAGAAGAGGAAGAAGAGGGUGAUGAUGGAUGCUUUGAUGAUUGGGAGGCCGUGGCAGAUGCUUUAGCCGCCAAUGAGAAGCAUCAAAACCCGUGUUCGGAGUCGCCACAGGAACAAGAAACUACUGCGCAAAUUGUUUCUCCUGCUGAAAUAGCAAAUGGGUCAAGUUUAGGAGUGCAGAAUCUCCAACCUGAGAGUGCUAGGUUAAUUUCGCAGGUGCCUGGUAAUACCCGAGCUUGGAGGCCUGAUGAUGCUUUUCGCCCUCAGAGUUUGCCCAAUCUGUCAAAGCAGUUCAGUUUACCCAAUCCCGACAGGCGAUGUGGAGGAGGGAUUGCGUGGGCUCGUACUGCUGCGCCUCAUUCUUGUCCUAUAUGUUGCGAGGAUCUGGAUUUGACGGACUCAAGUUUUUUACCUUGCCCUUGUGGGUUCCGGCUUUGCCUUUUUUGCCAUAAGAGAAUUCUUGAGGAAGAUGGCCGCUGUCCUGGGUGCAGGAAAACUUAUGAGUGCGAACCUAUUGAAACAGAGGCAAGCGUGUACGGAGGCAGCUUGACUCUUCGGUUGGCUCGUUCUUGUAGCAUGAUCGAAAGGUCGUAAGAGUAUAUGUCUCUGUCUUCUUGAUUUGUGUAUUUUGGGUCUACUUUUUGCAUCCUUGCAUGGUCUGUAUUCCUAUAUUUUUUUAGGCGUAGUUGGCGUAGUUUUAUGAAUUUUGAUCACCAUGGAAUCAAGCUUUUUCUCAUUUGGAGUUUGAUUUUGCAUGUGUUGAUGUAGAAUACUCAGAUUCGUAUGUGAAUAGAUAAGUUGAUAUAAAAAUUCUA
Molecule: messenger RNA, 1387 nt
Organism: Prosopis cineraria
Lineage: Eukaryota; Viridiplantae; Streptophyta; Magnoliopsida; Fabales; Fabaceae
Exons: 3
Coding region: 159-1166 (335 amino acids)
Biological process (GO): protein ubiquitination
Cellular component (GO): CCR4-NOT complex
Molecular function (GO): ubiquitin-protein transferase activity
Source: RefSeq, a predicted model, not a curated record